AUGAGUGUUUCCGACGUGCCUUGUGCUCCAUCCCUUUUCAUAUCCCACGGUACAGGGCCGUUUCCGCUCUUGGACCCCGAACAGGAAUCCUACAGACAACUCCUCCGCCGUCACGGAAGCAAGCUCGACGGUGUCAAGGGAAUCCUCCUUUUUUCGGCUCAUUGGGAGACCGAGACUCCGCAUAUAUCGGGUGGCGAUAAUCCUGGUAUCUUCUACGAUUAUGAAGAUAUGCGGGAUAGGCUCCCGCCGGCGGCGUUUGAAUUCCAAUAUCCGGCACCUGGAAAUGCGAAGUUGGCUACAGAAGUUGCCAACCGACUGAAAGAAUGUGGAUUUAGUCCUACUUUGGAUCUUCAGCGUGGAUUUGACCAUGCUGUCUACGUCCCAAUGAUCCUUCUACGACCGCAGGCCGAUAUCCCAAUCGUCCAGAUGUCCAUUCUGAAAGGACACGAUGAACAAGAUUCAACAGAGAAGAACAUCAAGCUGGGACAGGCAGUGGAGUGUUUCCGGAAUGCCGGCUACGCCAUUGUUGGGAGCGGCGGGUCGUACCAUGACUUCGAGGCUAUCGCAAAGGCAUUCUUUACAAAUGAGCCUGUGCCAGCAGGCACGGAACGAUUCGAAAAUUUUUUGAAGAAUGCGGCAUCCAUUCCUGAUUCUUCCCAGAGAGAAGUGGCGCUUCUUGGAUGGAGGGAACUCCCUGCUAGUCAUACUGCUCAUUUGACCAACUGUUCAGAGCAUCUAAUGCCUUUCAUGGUUGCGGCGGGAAGUGGAGGGGACAUUGCCGGAGUGAGAUUUGAUAUGUAUGAGUACAAGGGAGCUCCAAUGAGUUUUUAUAGGUGGUAA
Molecule: messenger RNA, 840 nt
Organism: Penicillium roqueforti
Lineage: Eukaryota; Fungi; Ascomycota; Eurotiomycetes; Eurotiales; Aspergillaceae
Product: DODA-type extradiol aromatic ring-opening family dioxygenase
Exons: 1
Coding region: 1-840 (279 amino acids)
Molecular function (GO): zinc ion binding; oxidoreductase activity, acting on single donors with incorporation of molecular oxygen; ferrous iron binding
Source: RefSeq, a predicted model, not a curated record